This is a messenger RNA of Gopherus flavomarginatus (Mexican gopher tortoise), 4793 nucleotides long. RefSeq names its product calcium/calmodulin dependent protein kinase II gamma (gene CAMK2G). Gene Ontology annotation, molecular function: calcium/calmodulin-dependent protein kinase activity; calmodulin binding; ATP binding. Bases 171 to 2108 code for a protein of 645 amino acids. Gene Ontology annotation, cellular component: neuron projection; cytoplasm. The transcript has 23 exons. The record is from RefSeq and is a predicted model, not a curated record. Gene Ontology annotation, biological process: protein phosphorylation. Lineage: Eukaryota; Metazoa; Chordata; Testudines; Testudinidae.
CUCAGCCUCCUUCUCCUCCCUGGCGAGCGGUGACUGUGCAGGGCGGUGCGGGGAGCCAAGCAGCCACCGGAGGAGGCUGCCCCGAGGACAGCGCGAUCCGCCCGCGCCGGCCGGCAGCAACCCGCGCCUCGCCCAGCCCCAUGCCCGAGUGGCGCUGAGCCCAGCCCAGCAUGGCCACCACCGCCCCGUGCACCCGCUUCACCGACGACUACCAGCUCUACGAGGAGCUCGGCAAGGGAGCCUUUUCUGUGGUCCGCCGAUGUGUGAAGAAAAAUUCAUCCCAGGAAUAUGCUGCAAAAAUCAUCAAUACCAAAAAGCUGUCAGCCCGAGAUCACCAGAAACUGGAACGUGAGGCCCGAAUCUGCCGACUUUUAAAACAUCCAAAUAUUGUGCGGCUCCAUGACAGUAUUUCAGAAGAAGGUUUCCACUACCUCGUCUUUGAUCUGGUCACUGGUGGAGAGCUCUUUGAAGAUAUUGUCGCCAGAGAGUACUACAGUGAAGCUGAUGCUAGCCACUGUAUUCACCAGAUACUGGAGAGCGUGAAUCACAUUCACCAGCAUGAUAUCGUGCACAGGGAUUUGAAGCCUGAAAACUUGCUACUGGCGAGUAAAUGUAAGAGUGCCGCUGUCAAGCUGGCCGACUUUGGACUGGCUAUAGAAGUGCAGGGGGAGCAGCAGGCCUGGUUUGGGUUUGCUGGUACUCCAGGCUACCUCUCCCCUGAGGUGUUAAGAAAAGAUCCUUAUGGAAAACCAGUGGACAUAUGGGCAUGCGGAGUGAUUCUGUACAUACUGCUAGUGGGUUACCCUCCCUUCUGGGAUGAAGAUCAGCACAAGCUCUAUCAGCAGAUCAAAGCUGGAGCCUAUGAUUUCCCAUCACCUGAGUGGGACACAGUGACUCCAGAAGCAAAGAACUUGAUCAAUCAGAUGCUGACGAUAAACCCGACUAAACGCAUCACGGCCGAUCAAGCACUUAAACACCCAUGGGUCUGUCAACGAUCCACUGUGGCCUCCAUGAUGCACAGACAAGAGACUGUGGAGUGCUUGAGGAAGUUCAAUGCCAGAAGAAAGCUGAAGGGUGCAAUCCUCACAACAAUGCUGGUCUCACGGAACUUUUCUGCUACCAAAAGCCUAUUGAACAAGAAGUCGGAUGGAGUGAAGGGCUUGAAUGGCAAUAGAGGUUGCACAGCAAGUGGAACUUGCACUGAUCGAACAUUAUGUGAAAUGACGAGGCUGUGGGAGAACUCUGAGGGAAGCAGAGAACCAUUAAUGUGGAAUCCUUCUCUCCUGGGCACACAGCAGCAGCCACAGAGCAACAACAAAACCAGUCUAGUAAGCCCAGCAAAAGAAACUCCCCCAAUGCAGACGUCCAUGGAGCCUCAAACGACUGUUGUCCACAAUGCCACAGAUGGCAUAAAGGGUUCCACAGAGAGCUGUAACACCACCACUGAAGAUGAGGAUCUGAAAGCUCCCCCUCUCUCCACCGGGGAUGGCAGCUCAGUGCUUGAAGGACGGAGGCACAGUGAGAGCAAAACACAGACUGAGUCCAUGCAGUCCCAGCUUUCUCUCUGUUUCUCAGCCACCACGCAGUCUUGUGAGGAGAAGCUGCUUGCCUGGGACAGCCCAGGGCAGACACUGGAGUUAGAGCGUGCUCAGUCGGAGCCUUUGCUAACUCCCGUAGUUCCGUUUGUACUUAACAGUGCAGCGUUGCGCAAACAAGAGAUCAUUAAGAUAACAGAGCAGCUGAUUGAAGCCAUCAACAAUGGAGACUUUGAUGCAUAUACGAAGAUCUGUGACCCGGGCCUGACCUCGUUUGAACCCGAAGCACUGGGGAACCUAGUCGAAGGGAUGGACUUUCACAAAUUUUACUUUGAGAACUUACUGUCCAAGAACAACAAGCCAAUCCACACCACCAUCCUGAACCCCCACGUCCAUGUCAUUGGUGAAGACGCAGCCUGCAUUGCCUACAUCCGCCUGACUCAGUACAUCGAUGGCCAGGGCCGGCCCCGCACCACACAGUCUGAAGAGACCCGCGUCUGGCACCGUCGCGAUGGCAAGUGGCUGAACGUCCACUAUCACUGCUCUGGGGCCCCUGCCGCUCCGCUCCAGUGAGGAUCAAACACAGCAGCUUUUGGAGAUACACAGCUGGAGGGCAAUAUCUUCUUAGCAAGCAGCUCUGGAGUGCCUGAGUGACAGCAACAGUCAUGUCGGUUUUGACGUUUAAAAAAAAUUACAAAUUACAAAGCGGCAGCAGCCAAAUGCACGAAACCCUGCAUGCAUCUGAUGCUCCGGGCGCUGCCACCUUUCUGUUGUUUUCCAUGGAUCCAUCGUGUCUGUUUCUGCUGUACGAAGGUGUUUUUUAAAUCUAAGAGAGACAUGUUGUUUGUAUUAAAACAUAAAAUAAACCGGAAUAAUGAUAAAUAAAUGACAGACUGUCCAACACCCCCUCCCCCAGGGCUGACAAAAUGGCAUCAACUGGAGCAUCUUUCAGAAACCGAGCGAGGGGGAAAGCAAAAGGGAAGGCGAGAGAGCGCGAGGAGGAGCCGGCAGCUUGAGCAGCGGAUUGCUGAACUCUGCUCCACAAAGGCAAGGUGGAAGCUAACAUUGCAUUCAGGUUGUGCUGUGACUUUAAUCCGUGAGAGGUGGCGAGGAGACACUGGAGGGGCCUGAAUGAAGAAUGGGAGGGAAAGGUGGAGGAAUGACACUUCUCCACUCCCCACUGCCCAGCAGACUGACUUCAGCCCGAGUUUCUUCUUAAGUCUUCAGCGUGGUGUGGAUGCUGUGGAAAGCUGGCUGCUCAGUCGCUGGAACCCACAGACUUCCUAAAAACGAAAUAGGAUGUCGAGUAAAACCAAGGCUGGAAAAGGGGACUAUAAAAAAAUGGUUUAAAUAAAAAUAUAAAUAGGAGCUUGCUCUUGAGAGAUCCUGGUUUUAGAAGUGGCCACUCUCUGGCCAAACACGAAGGUUUGCAGCUAGCUGACAAAAGAAAAGUUAAGAGCAAAGGUUUUUAGAGGAAGAGGGUACGUGUAUGGGAUUUCUUUUAUUGCUUUUCUUUUUCUUGUAGUGUAGUUGGGAUCCGCAGUGCUGCAGAACACAUGUUCCUUAGGAAGCAGAUGAGAAAACUAGUGUUAUGUUCUUUUAUGAAGUCUCACGCAUCCACCUCUAUAUGAUGCAUCAUUAGCUUGUGUUUGAUACUGAAAUAUAUGCACCCAUAGAAUUAAGGGGCUCACUGGCUUCCAGUUUGAUUUUUUGUUUUGUUUUGUUUUGUUUUGUUCUCUGGUAAAAUAGCAGAGGGAGCCAGCAACCCAGGGCAGGUGCUUCUCCCCCCAUCUGUUCUGUAAGUGUCAUGUGUCCUGGUGUUCUUUUGGCUAGCUUUUCUGUUUUUUCAUGUUGAUGAUGUAAUUCAUAGAACAAUCUGCUCAGAAUCUCAGCAGACUGUAGACAGAGGGCUUCAGGCCUCAUGAUACAGAGAGGAAAGGUAGUUACUACAGACCUUUUGAUGCUUGUCCUUUGGGCAAAUUCAUCUUCCUUCCUUUGUUGGGGGAUGCUGUCCAUUUCCUUUAUUUGCUAAAGGGGAACGUUGAAUUAUUUUGUUGACUUGUCAUGAAUUAAUCCUGGCCAAGAGAAGCAAAAGGCCUUUUUAGUAGGCUCUCUUAGCACUAAGAGGCCCCCUGAUUUCUGUGUCCUGAUCAAGAGGAGGGCAGGGACUUGGUCGUCAUUGUGGGAUAUUGGGAUCAGCUUUUAGCUGAAGUCUCUCCAACUAAAAAUCACUAAAUUUGGUCCUGGGGCUUUACGGUUUGUUAUCCCUACCCUCCUGAGGGACAGAGUAGACAGUAUAUUAAAAGAAGGCAACGUUGUAAUGGGUUCUAAGGGAAAAGGAGGGCUACAUUAUACCUUGAUCCUUUUUCAGUGGAAUGAUGAAGGACCCGUAAGCUAUAGCACUGAGCGGAGUUACUGCCUUGCUCUGGAAAUCCCUCCACUCCCUUAUAAAGGAAGACCCUUAAGUCAAUCCCACCCCCUGACUAGAGCAGCUAAUCCAUGGUGCAGGAAAAGGCCAUUCAUACUUCCCAGGGUUUGUCUGGACAAAUAGUUUUCUUCCUUCCGCCACCAUCCCAACCGCAUGUGUGGGUGAGGUGUGGGGACUGAGACAGGAGGGGGUGAACACUGUCUCUUAUCGUUUUGGAACAUUUUUAGGAGGGCACUAAGCUAGAGAGUCAGGUGGAGAGGAAAAGUUUUGAUAUUUUAUUCAGAUUUAAAAAAAAAAAGGCCACGCUGAGAGCAAACAGGACAUUACAAUUAUGCAGUUUUCAAAAGAGAAAUACAAAAAGUUAUGCAUGCCUUCUUCAGGUCUGAUCUUUCCUUGUCUCUUUACCUAUUGAUUAUUAAUGAUUAAAAAAGACCCUCUGUAUUUAGUAACUGCAUCUUUCAGAGAAAACUUAACAAAUGAUUGGGUUGUUUUGGUUUUGCACAGUCUUGGAGACAAGCUCUCUGUUUAUUCUUUUAAGUUAAUGAGAACUUUAGCUUGGUAUGGCCAUUAUCAGACAUAGCUGUACACCUUUAGCAUUCUUAAUGUUCUCUUAUGGGGCUAAUAUAAGCAUCUAUAUAAUAUAUAUUAUAAAUAUCAUAUUUUAAACAGGAAAUGGAAGGCGUUUGAUGCAGAAUUUUUGCAUGAUAUAGAAAUAAUUAAAACAAAGUUUAGCUAGUGUUUGUUUGGUCUGAAUGUUGGUAGAAUCUUCAUAGCUUUGUUACAAUGAAAUCUUAACUGAAUAUAUUUAAUAAAAUAACAUUUAAACAGGG